Messenger RNA from Coturnix japonica (Japanese quail), 1332 nucleotides. Lineage: Eukaryota; Metazoa; Chordata; Aves; Galliformes; Phasianidae. The record is from RefSeq and is a predicted model, not a curated record.
AUGGAGACCCUCAGACGCUGCAUUCACAGACAGCCCCCCCCCAGCGUGGGGGUGGUCGCCUACAGCCGUCACCGCGACCCAGAGGAGGAGGAAGAAGAGGAGGAGGAGGAAGGGGAGGGGGGCGAUGGUGGGGCAGGACCCCUUGUUCUGCUGCCCCCCCCACCCCCCAGGCCCCGCCCCCGUCUCAAGCCCCGCCCCCAGCCCCGCCCAUGUCUCCAUCCAUUGGUCACGUUGGCGCUUGGCUCCGCCUCCGCCUUCCUGCUGGGGCUGUUGGUGGCCGGGAUUGGACGGACGCCGUGUGGGGGCGGGGCGUGGGCGGGGCCUGAUCCCGGUGACGUCACCCUGGAGGAGGUUGUGGGCGGGGCUAGACCCGAAGCUCCGCCCACGUGGCCUCAGCUGCGGGAGGAGCUGCAGCGCCGCCUGCGGGGGGAGCGCAUUGAGGCCUGGGUGCGGGAGGUGGCGAUGGAGCCGCACCCCCCGGGUUCGGGGCGGGGUCAGGCCUUGGCUCAGGCCGUGCUGAGUGCAAUGGUGGGGGCGGGGCUGCACCGGGCGUGGAACCGACCCCAGAGGGUGCCCCUGCCCACCAGGGGUCCCCCCCCCUCCCUGGUGUGGGUGGAUGCAGAGGGCAGGGAGUUGGAGCGGCUCCACCUCGACCCCGAUGCCUUCUGCCCAUGGAGCCCUGCUGGGAACGUCACGGGGGGGUUGGUUUAUGGCCACUAUGGCCGCCCCCAGGACCUGGAGCUGCUGCGGGCACGGGGGGUGACGCUGGGGGGGCACAUACUGCUGCUGCGGAUGGGGAAGGGGACCCCGGCUGCUAAGGUGGCAGCAGCGGAGGCAGUGGGAGCUGUGGGGGUAUUGCUGUACCACGACCCCCAGGACGUGGCCGGGCCGGGGGGGACUCCGGGGCUGGGGGGGGACACGGCUGCAUCGGUGCACGUGCAGGAUGGGGCAGGGGACCCGUACAGUCGGGGCUUCCCCUCCUUCACUGCUCGUGCCCCCCCCAACCGCCCCCCAGAUCUGCCCCACAUCCCGGUACAUUACCCUGAGCUGCUCCACACCAAAGCAGCCGCGUACAUCAGCCUGGACCACGCCGUGCUGGGUGAUGACCGCGUGGUGGUGCACAGCAGCCCUUUGCUGCACAGCGUCAUUGAGAGCGCCCUGCGACAGGUCAGUGCCCCCCCCAACAUGGCGGCACUGCUGCCCCCCCCAACAUGGCGGCACUGCUGCCCCCCCCCAACAUGGCGGCACUGCUGCCCCCCCCCCAACAUGGCGGCACUGCUGCCCCCUCCCCAUCACGUUGCCCCCCCCAUAAAAGGUGGACAGCCCCAAUGA